This is a messenger RNA of Arctia plantaginis, 2985 nucleotides long. Lineage: Eukaryota; Metazoa; Arthropoda; Insecta; Lepidoptera; Erebidae. The record is from the annotation of a GenBank genome assembly.
AUGUCUGGGCCUUCAAGACCUUGCCCUUGUCCGGAGGAUGACACAUCGGAAGAAUCUGGCCUGAGUGUCAACUGCGAGUGUCCUAGGGACGAGAAUGAGAUCGUGAUACAUGAGAAGAGUUGUCUUAUGUACAAGCACGAAACGAUAAUCUUUCCACCUAUUGAGAUAGUAUGCGACAUGUGCCAGUGUCCUCGAAUAAAAUGCCGUUGCGUGAAACCUGCCGGCAGGGAAGCUUUUGACGAAUGGCGUGCCAAUCGCCCAGUUGGCGCGAUGCCUGCAGUUCUGGAAUCAACUCACCCGCUGAUGCAGAAGUUCCAGGAGACGCUUAAACAGUUCCUUAUAAAGGAAAAUGCCAUUGCUGAGGAGGAAAUACUUAAUUUGCGCGAGGAGCUGAGGCUAAGCAAGCAGAGUUACGAGAAAGAUUUGUCAGCCAUUUACACACGUGAUCACGACACGAAUGCACAAAGGGCCCUGAUAUUAGAGUACGAGUCGACCCUAGCUCAGCGAACAGCGGAGCGUCAAGCAGCCGAGAAACGUGCGCAGGAAUCAAACGAAAAGUACAAGAAGGUCAAAGCGAAGCUCGAACAGGAUGUUAUGAGAGAACGUGAAGCCAUAGAAGAGUUGGAGGCUCUCACAACCCUCUGUCGUCAGUUGGAAUCUUGGCGUGAUGAGACGGAAUCUGACUUAACUGUCAGUCAGCGUAUGUCCGAUAAAAUGAGAGCAGAAAAGCUGGCCCUGGCCAAUGAGAAACGUCAACUGGACAUGCUCUUAUUUGGCCUUAGUAACGAGGUAUGGAAGUUGGAGACCAAACUGGAGACGUUCCAGAAACAAAUGGAGAUUAAAAAUGCGGAGAUGGAAAAAAUUAACGAUAAGGUCACUGCGUACUCGACUGAAUUGGAGGACUUGGAGCUUGAUAAGCGGCGACUGAUGAGCUUAUGGAACUCUGUCAUAGGAAACAUCAAGCAAAGGGACAAGGUCUACAACUCCGUGCGAGAUGAUUAUAAAACGCUACAAGAAAACUACCGCACUUUGAUUAAUAACUUGGAAAUUACGAAAAAAGUUGUGAAUGAGGAGAUGAACGAGGGCAGGCAUCUCGCCAUGAACAAGGACAAACUCCUGUAUGAUAUUGAACAUGCUGGCAAACAAGUGCAAAAUGAAGACAUAAAAAAAGUAACCUUGGAAACAAACAUAGCUGAGUUGGAGGAAUCCAUUGAAAUGACGGACAGAGAUCGGGAAAUGAUAAAAUCGGAAAACAAUGCAAAGACGAACAUACUUAAGAGUACGGAAAAAGAAUUGCAACGGAAGACAGAGUUGAAGAUGAAGUUAGAAAAUGAAAUAUUGGCGAACAUGCAAGAUUGUUUGCUCAACGACAAGGCGGUCGAGUCCAUGGCGAAUGGUAUAAAGAAGAUGAGAGAAAUGUCAAAGAAACAGGAAUUAGCGUUGAUGACGAUGGAAAAUCAACACGCCAAAGUAAUGCUAGACAUUGAGGUGUACCGCAAUCGCCAAGCGAAGAAUAACCUCCUGAUGGAAGAAAAGUUAGCGAAGGUUAAAGACAGGGAAAAGGAGAUCGAUGACCUUCAAGAGGACUAUGACCAAAAGGUGCUCGUACUUACUAGGAAACAACGAGAACUGGAUAUAGUUACGAAGAAAUUUAAUGCUUUAAAGGAGCUAUUUGAUAUGAAAUCGCCGCAAGAGCGUCGUAUUGACGAAUUAGAGAAUCAGGUCAAGAGCUACCGCGAGCGCACAGAGACCAUGCAGCACGAGUGGCUGCGACUGCAAGGACACGUCGUCAAACUUACGGAACAGCAUCAUAAGAUGGUUUCUGACAUCAACCUCGUCAAUAAGCAAAUCCAAAUUUGCGAACAAAAGAUUGUGCACACGCAAGCUGAAUGUGAGACUGUGCUAAUGGAGCGCGCGCGCGUCGAACGUUCCCUGCGUGAGUUGCGCGGCCGCCUCGAGGUGCUGGAGCGCACGCGCAGGGACGCGUUUGAGCGUAAUGAAAAUGCACAAAAAACUAAUCUGGCCAUGACGCAUGAGUAUGCUGCUAAUCUAAAGGAUGCAGAAAGUGAAAUAAUUCAACUGGAAGAUGAUAUUGAGGAAUUAGACAAAGAAAAAAUGAAUCUUACACAAGACCUGGACAGAGUUCAGAGGGAAGCGCUUAUAUGGCAGAGGAAGGGUAUAUUGGCUGUGGAAUUGAAGAGGAAUAUAAGUAAUGCUAAGUCUGCAGCGGGCGAGAUAGGGCAAAUGAGAGCUGAAAUCCAUAGAAUGGAGGUACGUCGUGAGCAACUGCGCCGUACAAGCGAAAAGUUGGCUGACGAUCUGGCUCUCUACGUUACACGUCGCGACACGGCAAUGGACAAGACGAGAGCGGCUGCCGCUGUGGAGAAAGCCCACGGCGGCCACGGCACCUCUCAGUCUGCUUACCACCACAAGCUCAGGCUUGCGAAAGCCGAUGUUGCUCGGGUUACUAAGGAUCUGGCAGCGGCUAAAAGUCAAAUGGAACAUCUUCAAAAGGAACAGGAGCGUCUAGAUCGCGAGGUGGUAGAAACCAGCACCAUGAAUAUGCAGUUAGAACAUCAUGUGGCCGAUUUAAUACGCGAGUGCCAGGAGACCGAUACAAUGAAACAAUGGCUUCUCGAGCGCGUAGUACGCAGCCAGCGUCUUGGCAGCGAACUGUCAACUGCUGUCAAACGUCAGUCAGUCAGAGUUCGAAAGCCGAAGAAUGUUGUUCUAGAAGAAUACAACCAAGCGAGGACUUUAAACGAGACUCUGAAAUUCAUAGUAGACACUUUGAAGAAAGAGUACCCUCAUCUGACGCACAAGUUUCAAACCCUCCACAAUACGUUGGACAUCUACUCGCCAUCCAACUCCCCAAGGUUGACCGAACACGGUGGAGAUUGUGUUGAGAAUGGAGAGUUUGAAGCCGAAUUGAGGGAAGAGUUGGAGAAAUCUGAGAAUAUUGCUGAAAAGCCUCUGUGCCCUUAA